Messenger RNA from Leptonychotes weddellii (Weddell seal), 1375 nucleotides. The record is from RefSeq and is a predicted model, not a curated record. NCBI's taxonomy places the organism in Eukaryota, Metazoa, Chordata, Mammalia, Carnivora, Phocidae.
AAAAACUGUACAACUCCAGUGGGCGAGAUUUAAGAAGGGCGCUUUUCUCCCUGAAGCAGAUAUUUCAGGAUGACAAGGAUUUGGUGCAUGAAUUUGUGGUGGCUGAAGGUCUGACGUGUUUGAUCAAGGUGGGAGCCGAGGCGGACCAGAACUAUCAGAACUACAUUCUGAGGGGAGUCAAACCCUGGUCAAAUAUCAUGGAAAUCCUGGAGGAAAAAGAUGGGGUCGACACAGAGCUGCUGGUUUAUGCGAUGACUUUAGUGAACAAGACUCUGUCGGGAUUGCCAGACCAAGACAGCUUCUACGAUGUGGUGGACUGCCUGGAAGAACUGGGCAUUGCGGCCGUGUCCCAGCGGCACUUGAACAAAAAAGGGACCGACCUGGACUUGGUGGAGCAACUGAACAUUUACGAGGUAACAGCAGGUACUUUCUUGAUGGCAUCGUGUAGCUUGUCAGAGGCUGAGGUGAACACAAUCGAGACGGGUGGUUCUGAGUGUGGGGUAGCAGCGUCCACAACUCCUGGGAGUUUACAAAACUGUGUUCUUUCCUUUUCAGCCAGCUGGAGUGUUGUGUUGUGUUUUGUUUUUUUGCUUCAUCUUCCUGUUUGUCAUGCUUAUCUCGCUUUUCCAUCUCGUGUCUGUGCAUUUCUCUUUUCCCCGCCUUGUCUCAGGGAAGAGGAGAAGGAGGAAGAGGAACGGCCAGUCACGGAGCCCGAUUCAGAGGAAGAGAGAGAGGACGAUGCCCCCUGUCAGGGCAAGGACAGCAGAGAGGCCAGACCUGCCUCGGAGCAGAGUCCCGCUGGCAAGGAUGCUGCUCCCGAGAGCUCAGCCCUCUCCAGUGCCACUUCGCAGGGAAAGCAGCUUCUGGCCAGCACUGCAGUGGGGAGUCCCUUGCGCAGCGGGUCCUCCGGGGCUGCCCUCCUGUCACCGCCCCUGACCCCUGCCUCGGCCUCCCGGCCCUCCUCCACUGCACCUGAGCCCCCGAAGACAUCACCGACCAUAGAGAAGCUGCCCUAUGUGCCCCACAGCCCUUUCCACCUCUUCUCCUACGACUUCGAGGAUUCGCCCUUGUCCGCCAAGGAAAAGGAGGCCGAGUCCCCGAAGGAAAGCAGUCCCUCUGAUUCUCUCCAUUUGGGCACGUAUUCUGCCUCUGAACCUUACAACUUCCGGUCUUUCUCUUCUAAUAGAUACAACAGCCUUGGCAACACCUCUUACCACUCAAGACCUUCUGGAUCUGCUGUGCCCGCCACCCCCACGCCAUCUCUCUCACCUCCACAGGAGGCCAGGCUGGAAAGGACCUACCAGAAGAGAAAAGAAUUGCACGGGUCCAUGGAAGGAAUGUAACUUGGCAAGAGUAUUAGACCACUAGAAAUUAA